Molecule: messenger RNA, 1416 nt
Organism: Rubroshorea leprosula
Lineage: Eukaryota; Viridiplantae; Streptophyta; Magnoliopsida; Malvales; Dipterocarpaceae
Source: the annotation of a GenBank genome assembly
GCUCCUCAUUCUUCAUAUCCCUCUCUCCCUUUACUCUCUUAAGCUACUUCUCUUCUUCUCUUUGUGUUGAUGUGAUUCUCCACUAUUCUCUCUCAAAGACCCAUCAACCUUUACAAAAGGAAGAAAGAUCAAGAACCCAACACCAUGGUUUUUUCCUCAAUCCCAUAUCUUGAUCCAGCCAACUGGCAACAACAAUCAAGCGCAAGUGUUAGUGCAACGACUCAGCUUCCUCCUCCACCACCACUUCCUCCUCCACCUCCACAGCCUCAUGGUAGUGGAGGUGCAGCAGGGUCUAUCCGGCCUGGUUCCAUGGCAGAUCGAGCCAGGAUGGCUAACAUACCGAUGCCAGAGGCAGCAUCAAAGUGUCCAAGAUGUGAAUCUACAAACACCAAGUUUUGUUAUUUCAAUAACUACAGUCUCACGCAGCCUCGUCACUUUUGCAAGACUUGCAGAAGGUACUGGACUCGAGGGGGUGCGUUGAGGAACGUCCCGGUCGGAGGAGGUUGCCGCAGGAACAAGAGAAGCAAAGGAAGCAGCUCCAAGUCUCCUGCCAGCAGCGACCGACAGACGGCGUCUGGAUCCUCCAGCACGAUUUCCUCCGGAAGCACAGAUAUUUUACGCAUCGGACCUCAGAUUCCGCAGCUGUCGUUCAUGGCUCCGUUGCAUCAUCUAACUGAAUAUGGAACCGGCGAUAUGGCGUUGAAUUAUGGAGGAUUUUCUGCUCCAAAUUUGGGCGCUAAUGACAUGAAUUUUCAGAUAGGAAGCGCGUUGGCUCCCGGCGCCGCCGGCACAGUAGUGGGCGGUUCUUCUCUUUUAUCAGGAUUGGAUCAGUGGCGGCUGCAACAAGGCCCGCAAUUUCCUUUCUUAGGCGGUGGGUUGGAUUCUUCCUCAGGAUUGUACCCAUUUGAAGGUACGUCUGUUGAACCGUCUGGCUAUGGAGCGAGUCAGAUGAUCCGACCCAAGUUAUCCAACUCCGGGAUGGCCACCCAGGUGGCGUCUGUGAAAAUGGAGGAGAAUCAAGAGCUAAAUUUUUCAAGGCAGUUGAUGGGGAUGCCCGGAAACGAGCAUUACUGGGGCGGAACACCAUGGACAGAUCUAUCGAGUUUUAGCUCUUCAUCCACUAGUAAUCCCUUAUGAAGCUUCGGUUUUUUGUUAGUGUAGCUUCAAUUAUAAAGAAAAUUAACUAUGAGAAGGAAGAUGGAGACUCAAGGACUACUUAGCUUCUCCAACCGAAAACCCUAGAAUUGGUAGGUUUUUUUUUUUUUUUUUCGAGAUUAUUUAGUUUUAGAUUGCAAUGUAUGAGAUGAUGGUGAUCAUGUUUGCAAUAGUGAGUGUUUCUGCUUAUGGUGUUUGUAUGAGAAAUGUUGAUGAAAUGCACUUUGUGCAAAAUAGUUCUAAUUAAUUCAGUUUCUAUAU